UCCUCAACAUGAUCGAAAAAAAGCAAAAGAGUGGGAGGAGAAGCGCUCGCGUCGACAAGUACAUAUCCACCAGCCGAUUAACGGGAAUGUAGGAAAUGUAGUCGGGAAUAUAAACGGUACUAUCAACGCCAGAACUUCCGUUGCUACAUCAAAAAGAGGUUUGAAUUUUAAAAAGAACAAGGAUGUAGUCAAAAAACGGACUAAAAUCGAAUCACAAGAUCAACCUAUUGAGGCCGACUCCGAGGAAAGCACUGAGGAUGAACUUAAAGAUAUAUAUAAUACUCCACCACCGCUUUCUUGUGUUAGUUCAGAGAAUGAAUCUGAAGAAGACUUUAAAUUGGAUGAGGAUAAUGACGCAUUAUAUUGUGAUAUGAAAACGGUUUCAUUCGAUGAUUAUUUAAACCAAAAUAAAACGGAAUCCGAAUGGAAAUUAAAAGAUGGUAAUCUAAUUAUUGAUAUUGUUAAAAUUAAGACUGCUGAGUUGGUAAAAUUAGUUUCGGUAAAAGAGAAGAAAGAACGAACACAACUUAUGAAAAGUGUUAUCCGAUUAGGGCUUUCAUCAAUUGUAGAUUUAUCUUCAGAGUUCGAAAAUGGAAUGUAUACGUGGUUUGGGCAAGAAUGGGCAGAUAUUAAAAGAAAGGUCUAUGGGAUUGUUAAUAUGGAACCAAAGUUCUUCGAAGGGGAGAUAAAAAAUGUUAUUGAUACUGUCGAAGAGGAAACUCGCGACUAUUUAUAUAAAAUUAGAACUGGCAAGUAUUCCCAAAUAGUACAGCAAAUAGCCACGAUAUAUUUUUAUGUGAUCGAUGAAUUUUUGAAAAAUUCGUCCAUAUUUAUAGACAAAACAGGCAAAUAUAAGGAACUCAGCGAGAUUGAAUAUGCAAUGGCUAUGAUUGCACCAAUACUAAACAAUGUAUUCGGUGACACCUUUGAUUAUCUGGAACUUCGCUGGGGAGAAACAUUAUCUAAUGCCAUGUCCGAUCGUCGUCGAAAAAUCGAUUUGAGAAUUGUUCAUAAAACCAAAAAACUUGAACUCAGCCAUACAGAAUGUGCCAAAGCUCCUACUCUUGGAAAAGCUGUACAAGAUCGUUCAAAAUGCUUACGAACAUUGAAAGGUAUUCUUGAUAAUUUCUUAAAAGAAGAUUUAUCGGAUGAAGAGGUUCAGGACUCAAAAAUAUUAGGCAUUCAGUUUGCUGGUUUGAAUGGGCAGAUAAUAGGGAUAGAUCUUCUCGAUGAUGGACUAUAUUUCGGAUUAGAGGGACCAACUUUUAGUUUUCCUGCACAACUCAUAAAUAUCAAAUGUCUUCGUGAUGCUCUGGAAGCUUUAUAUUUUUUCAAACAAGAAAUUGUUAAAAAAAUGAAGCUAAUACCUGAUCCAAAAAAGGUGAAUCACCCAUAUAAUCGGAUAUUUCACUCAAAUUCGGGUACUUUAAGAGAGGCAAAACAUUCCAAAAUUAAAUUUGUUCGAAAAACAUAUUUUACGCCAAAAGAAAGAAAUGGUACUCAAGGUUCUAAUUUCAAAGAUGCAAUAAAACAAAGCACUAGGCGUGAAGCUGAAUAUGAAGCUAGAUUUAAGAAACUAGAACAGAAAGAUAAAGAAAAAACCAACCUUAUUACUAAACUGGAGCAGAACGAUAAAGAUACUGUUGCAAGAGUUGCGAAAUUGAAACAAAGCCAGUCUCAAAAUAACUCUAAUGUUAAAUCAGAUGAUGAUACCAAGGGAAUCGAUCAAUUUUUUGUUGAUACUGCCUCUACCAAAAUGGAAAAUUCUAAAGAUACCCCUAAAUAG
Dentiscutata heterogama is the source of this 1786-nucleotide messenger RNA. NCBI's taxonomy places the organism in Eukaryota, Fungi, Glomeromycota, Glomeromycetes, Diversisporales, Gigasporaceae. The record is from the annotation of a GenBank genome assembly.